AUGGCCAGCCACGGCGGACGGCUGACUGCGUUCCACCUCUUCCCUCAACUCCCCCCCGAGUUGCGGGAGACGGUCUGGGAGUUUGCGCUCUGGCCUCCCCAAGUAGGCAGUGCCCUCUUCUUCAGCACUUGCAGACGUUGGAAGCCCUUGCCAGAGAGCAUGGCAGCUUAUAUCAACCCCAACGCCCAAGAGAAGACACCCCUGUUGAUCACUGAGCUAAACGACACCCGUUCGCUGCGCUCGAUGGAGGACAACCUCUGGGGUACCUAUUGGGAGGCCCGCGAAAUGGUCCAGUUGGUGCGCAGGAAACGAGCGAGAGAGCGAGCGAAGGAGCGGGACAGGCAGCAAGGCCCGGCUGAUCUUCCGACGUUGAGUGGCCGCUUCAAACAGGGAGAUCGAGAGAUGAGCUUGACGUAUACCCCGGAGAGAGACAUGAUAUGUUUCGAAAAGAAAGACUUGAAGAGCAUCCUCCAUUGGGCGGCGAAUGAGCCAUCGAUGCCCCCGUUCCUCCAGAUUGGCUUCCUCAACUUUGCUCUGCUGUAUGACGAGUCGUGGAGCGAGUUUUUCCAGGACCCAUCACCCAUGCCUAGAUACUACAGGCGGCGGGCGAUGGACGGGAUGCUCUUCCGCGCGUGCUGCAAGUCCGGAGCGGAAGCCUUUUGGGUGAUUGACAGAGUGCCUCGUCCCAAGACGGGAAGCAAUGCGCUCGCUGGAGCCCGGGUCCAAUAUGUUGGCCGUCGGCAGCGCUUUGUACAGGUCGUCAAUGCAAAUCUAUGGGAUUUUGGCAACUCGAACUCUUUCAUAUUCGUGUAUAGACUUGAGAGGGCCGUCAAGACUUGGCUGUCGCUCGUCGUUGGCAAUCAGGGGCCUCUGGAGUAUUGGUCUCCUCCCAAGAAGUUUGGAGUUCUCUGCUGCAUCGAGCGAGAAGCAGACGCUGCAUUGUCCGAAUGA
Messenger RNA from Trichoderma aggressivum f. europaeum, 951 nucleotides. RefSeq lists its product as uncharacterized. The record is from RefSeq and is a predicted model, not a curated record. The transcript has a single exon. NCBI's taxonomy places the organism in Eukaryota, Fungi, Ascomycota, Sordariomycetes, Hypocreales, Hypocreaceae. The coding region runs from base 1 to 951 and encodes 316 amino acids.